GGCGGCCUGGCCCACAAUGAAUGGCCGCCGCGGCUGCCGCUGCUGCUGAGGCGGAGGCCCCGGAGGCCGCAGAGGCAGAGGCCGAGGCCGAGGCGCAGGGGGGUGCGCCCCGGGCCCAGGCCCGGCCCCAGCUGCCGCUGCGGAGCCCGCCGGGAGCGCCCGGAGCGCGGCCACGGCGCAGUGGCCGCCAUGGCGCAGAUGCUGCAGAUGGAGAUCCCGAACUUUGGCAACAGCAUCCUUGAGUGCCUCAAUGAGCAGCGGCUGCAGGGCCUGUACUGUGACGUGUCAGUGGUGGUCAAGGGCCACGCCUUCAAGGCCCACCGGGCGGUGCUGGCCGCCAGCAGCUCCUACUUCCGGGACCUGUUCAACAGCAGCCGCAGCGCAGUGGUGGAGCUGCCCUCGGCCGUGCAGCCACAGUCCUUCCAGCAGAUCCUCACCUUCUGCUACACUGGCCGGCUGAGCAUGAACAUGGGCGACCAGUUCCUGCUCAUCUACACCGCUGGCUUCCUGCAGAUCCAGGAGAUCAUGGAGAAGGGCACUGAGUUCUUCCUCAAGGUCAGCUCCCCGAGCUGCGACUCGCAAGGCCUGCAUGCCGAGGAGGCUCCGUCGUCGGAGCCGCAGAGCCCGGUAGCGCAGACGUCGGGCUGGCCGGUCUGCAGCACGCCGCUGCCCCUCGUGUCGCGGGUGAAGACGGAACAGCAGGAGUUGGACUCAGUGCAGUGCACCCCUGUGGCCAAGAGGCUGUGGGACAGCAGCCAGAAGGAGGCCGGCAGUGGCAGCGGCAAUGGUAGUCGCAAGAUGGCCAAGUUCUCCACGCCGGACCUGGCCUCCAACCGGACGCCCCAGCCGGCCCCGGUGGUGGCAGCGGCGGCGGCCGCCACAGGGGCGGCUGGGGGAGCGAUGAGCGGGCCCAGCACAUCAGAGCGGACCAGCCCAGGCACCUCCAGUGCCUAUACCAGCGACAGCCCCAGUUCCUAUCACAACGAGGAGGAUGAGGAGGAGGAUGCGGGCGAGGAGGGCACCGACGAGCAGUACCGGCAGAUCUGCAAUAUGUACACCAUGUACAGCAUGAUGAACGUCGGCCAGACAGCCGAGAAGGUGGAAGCACUCCCAGAGCAGGUGGCCCCUGAGUCCCGCAGUCGCAUCCGAGUCCGGCAAGACCUAGCAUCUCUGCCUGCUGAGCUCAUCAACCAGAUCGGCAACCGCUGUCACCCGAAGCUCUAUGAUGAGGGCGACCCCUCAGAGAAGCUGGAGCUGGUUACAGGCACCAAUGUGUACAUCACGCGAGCGCAGCUCAUGAACUGCCACGUCAGCGCGGGCACACGGCACAAGGUCCUGCUGCGGCGGCUCCUGGCCUCCUUCUUCGACCGGAACACGCUGGCCAACAGCUGUGGCACCGGCAUCCGCUCUUCCACCAACGACCCCAGACGCAAGCCACUGGACAGUCGCGUCCUCCACGCCGUCAAGUACUACUGCCAGAACUUCGCCCCCAACUUCAAGGAGAGCGAGAUGAACGCUAUCGCGGCGGACAUGUGCACCAAUGCCCGCCGCGUGGUGCGCAAGAGCUGGAUGCCCAAGGCCAAGCCACUGCACUUGGCUGAGGGCGACAGCUACAGCAGCUUCAUCAGUGACUCGUGCAAGAUGGAGCCUGACAUGAUGGGCAUGGAGCACAGCUUCGAGACGGCCAGCCACGACGGCGAGGCCGGACCCCUCACCGUCCCUUCGGCAGAGGUCCUCCAGUAAUGGGGGACCCCAUCCAGGGCACCACACACACCCCUCCCCACCACACCCACCCACCCUGGUCACGAGCUACUGUCUGCCCCUCCCUAAGACCCUUGGGGGGCGCUGCAUGCUCCCGGACCCUCUGCCCCCCCACCCCUUACCCUGUGAGCCGGGGUGGCGGCCGGGCGUGCUGGGGGAAGCUGGGAUGGGGGUGCAGUGGGGGACUCUGGGCCCCAGGCCUGCCCAGGGAGGGGUGGGCCUGGGGGGAGGGGGAACCCACAGCCCCUCCCCAGCCCCCUGGGACUCGGGACCAGGGUUCUCAGGACCCUCCACCUCCUCCCAGUGCUUCCAGUCUCCAAAAGCGCCUUCCUGCCCCUUGGGGCCUUCCCUGCACCUGGGGCUGUGGGAGGGGGGCCCCCCCCAGGAGCCCCAGGGUGGGCAUGGCUGCGGAAGUUUCCGCAGACUGCAGCCCGUGGUGGAUCUCGGCGACAGGACAGGUCUCCGUGCCCACGCGUGCGUGUCCGCGCGUGGAUGGCUUGAGUUGAGAACACGCAGGAGGAAGGGCAGUAAGACCAGGGUUGGGGCGCGGGUGGGUCGGGGCUCCCCUCGCCUGCCCCGGCCCCACACAGGGCUCCAGCCCCACCCCCUGUACAUACUUUUUAAGACAUUUUUUUAGCGAAUGAAAUAUUGAAGUAUAAGAUUUCCUUUUAUUUUUCAAACCAAUGGGACUGUGUCGGGGCCCGGGCCCUGGGGGCGUCUGCAGAAGGCAGCCAGGGCUGAAUGUGUGCAUGCCGGAGCGCGGAUGUGCGGCCGCCCAGGGCUCUGUGGGUGCCCAGCCCCCUCCCUCGCGAUGAGCUCCAGGGUGCCCAGGGCCUAGCCCAGGUCUGGCUGGCUGAGCCCACCUGGAUUGUUCUCGAUUGUUCCGGCUCUUCACUCCAUUCCUCUCUCUGUUCCAGCCCUCCCAGAGUUUUACCUGUGAACAGAGGGCUGUGGGUUUUUUUUUUUUUAAUUCCCUCCCCUUGAGUGUUGUUUCCUCAUCUCUGGGUUCCCUCUAGCCACCCCACCCGGCCCCUAGCUCCCACCUGCCUUUGGCUGCGGCCACCCCCCCAGAGAGGCAGGGCCUUGGGGAGAUCAUAGGAGGCCAGCAGCACCCCGGCCUGUUGGGGGUCCCUCCGAAAGUCCACUUGUCAUGGGGGUGGGGUGUCGGGGCCGGCUGGGGUCCCAACACCUUAGCCCCAGGUGGCCUGGGGGGAGCGGAUUCCCCCGCUAAAGCACAAGCACCUUAGUCGCACCCUCCCUAGCUUGACGCUGCCGGCGCUGAUCCCAAAGCACAAAACCUGCUCACUUGGCAGGCUGCGGGCAGGCUGCGGGGUGGCCCCCCCAAAGGAGGCAGGGGCUCCCCCUCCCAGGCCUUAGCAGAGGUGGUGGUGGUGGGUCCCUUUCCUGCCUAUUCAGCCCUCCGAGUUCCUGCAGUGCUGGGCUGGGUGGGAGGCAGAGCCUGCUAGAGGGGACCUGGGGGGCUCCUGGUCCCAGGACUGGUGAGGGUGCAGGGGAGGAAACUCCGUGCUAGGAGAGCCAAAGACAGGGUUGUGCCUUACCCCCGGAGCCACCCCUGCGCCCACCCCACCAACCCUCCCGGUGGCCAGCUGCUGCCCCCCUUCUGAGCUGCAUGGUGUCCCCCUCUCCCUUCACCCAUUCCCCCACCCCCGGCAGCCAGGAAAGACUAAAACGGAGAACCCCGUCUAGCAGACUGUAGGCCCUCCCUGCCUCGCUGGCCGCCUUGCACCCACCUCUUUCAUGGGGCCAGGCUGCCCACCUGCCCCAUGGAGUGCCAACGCCCUCCCUCCCCGCCCGGCGGUGCCAGUGAGAUUGCACAUUAACUACUGUAAGGAAAGGAGCGCGAUGGAAAUGUGAACCAGAGUCUCAGCGAUGCUGACCAGAAUAAACUAAACGCCUUUGUAACA
Messenger RNA from Perognathus longimembris pacificus (Pacific pocket mouse), 3686 nucleotides. It is a transcript of the gene Nacc1, whose product is annotated as nucleus accumbens associated 1. Gene Ontology annotation, biological process: regulation of transcription by RNA polymerase II. Lineage: Eukaryota; Metazoa; Chordata; Mammalia; Rodentia; Heteromyidae. The record is from RefSeq and is a predicted model, not a curated record. The transcript is spliced from 6 exons. Bases 190 to 1743 code for a protein of 517 amino acids. Gene Ontology annotation, molecular function: RNA polymerase II cis-regulatory region sequence-specific DNA binding; protein binding; DNA-binding transcription factor activity, RNA polymerase II-specific.